UUGCUGCUGCAAGCUGGUGCUGACACAGACUUGCAAAACAAAGCCGGCAGGACAGCUCUCAUGGAGGCAGCUCGCUCCGGCCACACGGAAAUUGCGCAGUUGCUGCUGCAAACUGGUGCUGAAACGGCCUUGAAGGUUAGCGACGGCUGCUACCGCUAUACAGCUCUUGUGGAGGCAGCUUUCUUUGGUCACACGGAGAUUGUGCGGUUGCUGCUGAAAGCCGGUGCUGAAAGUGACUUGAAGGAUCAGUUUGGCAGGACAGCGCUUUUGCAGGCAGCUAGCAAGGGCCGCAGGCAGAUUGUGCAGUUGCUGCUGCAAGCUGGUGCUAACAAGGAUGAG
This is a messenger RNA of Symbiodinium pilosum, 339 nucleotides long. The record is from the annotation of a GenBank genome assembly. Lineage: Eukaryota; Dinophyceae; Suessiales; Symbiodiniaceae.